This is a messenger RNA of Mercenaria mercenaria, 1460 nucleotides long. RefSeq names its product ras-related protein rab-11.1-like. The transcript is spliced from 5 exons. Bases 312 to 974 code for a protein of 220 amino acids. NCBI's taxonomy places the organism in Eukaryota, Metazoa, Mollusca, Bivalvia, Venerida, Veneridae. Gene Ontology annotation, molecular function: GTPase activity; GTP binding. The record is from RefSeq and is a predicted model, not a curated record.
UCCAUUCUAUCUUGUUUGCGCCAUCAAUAUAGGCAAAUGGGAGAUAACAAUUUUGCAAACAUGCAUUUCCAUUUAGUUUCUUGUAAAUGCUAAUCUCCGGAAAAAAAAUGUGGUAUCGUUUAAUACCAUUUCUAUUGCAAAGUAUGUUAAUCAAUUUUAUGGUUAAGAACUCAGAAAAUUUGAUUUUUAAUAAUACCUCUAAUGAAAAUCCAACAUGCAUUAAGUGCCAGGGAGCAUAAGUUUUGACAAUCUACAACGUUUCAUCCUUAUUUGAUUUCGCCAUUUUCCGGUUGUGACGGUACUGAUUGUUGAUGACCGAAGAAUGCCGAAGUAACAGACGAGAAUACGGAACCGCACGGAAAUUGCCGAUUGUCCUACUAAGUUUCGUUCAUGAACGAUUCUGUUAUUCUUUCUACAGAACCAUCGAAAUUGAGGGUAAAACAGUGAAGUUUGACGUGCAUGAGUUUAGGGUCCCUUUACCUGCCGCUGAGGCUGCAUCAGUUUAUGGUCAGAGACCACCAAUUCAAAAAAGUACAGAGAACUUACUGGGAAUGAGAUUAUACUUCAGGAAUAUUGCCGGGGCUAUGUUGGUGUAUGACGUCACCAAACGUUCAACAUUUGAACACGUAGAGUAUUGGCGGAAACAAGUGCGUGAAUACGCAGGGUACCAUUCUAACGUUCCAAUAUUGUUGGUAGGAACCAAGUGUGAUUUACAAAACCAGAUUGAGGUGACUAUGGAGGAAGCUUGUAUUUACGCAGGGAAGAACUCUAUGUCAUUUAUCGAAACCUCUGCACGAAAUUCAACGAACGUUAACACAGCAUUCGAAAAUUUAUUCAAAGGUACAGAUAAAGUAGGUUCACUGUUCAAAAGAUGUAGACGAUUGUUCCUUCUUUGGGAGAUCGAGAAUAGACAUAUCGAAUACAAGAAUCUGUGGAAUUAUUUGAAAGAAUUAUCAACAACAUGCUCAUGCUAAAAGAUGUGUCUUUUUAUGGGUAUAACAGUACAGCAAGACAUUGGUUUUAAUACGAGCGCAGUGCAGUACCAGGCCUUUAACUUCCAAGUAUGACCUUGACCUAGUGACCUUGGUAGUUCGUUUUGCAUGUUGUCUUGAUGAGGUUAACCAUUGAUGCGUUUUAUGAAAAUCUUCCCUGAGGUAAGGAAGAUAAGGAGCAGACACAGACGGAGAGAUGGGCGGACAGAUGAAGGGACCAAAAGACAUGUGACUCAUUUACUUUGUAUCUGUUAUAAGGAAAUCUAAUAUCAAAUGUUAAACUAGAUGUGUUUUCUUAAGCUAUGGCAUUUCAAGUAUUUCUUUGAUUUGACCUUUGUUAACAUUUUUCUGAUUUGUUCUAGUGACCUAUUUUUUUACCCAAGAUGACAAAGUUUCAUCUUCACCUGACUUUAUAAAGACAAACAUUCUGAGCACAUUUCAUACGGAUCAGGCAGAAAAUGUUCACUU